AUGCAAUCAUUAAUUACAUAUAUUGCUUUGGUGAUUACCCUUUUUGUUAGUUCAACAAUUGGAUUACAUUUAGAAGUUCCUGCCCUUCCUAAUCCACAACCAGUAUGCAUUCGUGACUUUGUUCAAGAAAAUCAAAUGGUUGUUGUCAACAUUAUAACCGAUGGUAGCAAAGGCGAUGGACAAAGAUUAGAUUUGAAAGUUACAGACCUGCUUGGUAAUGUACAUAGAAGCAAGAAAGAUGUUGUGGGACAUGCUAACAUUGCAUUUACAUCCCAAAAUAAUGCCGCAAUUGAUAUUUGCUUGACCAAUUACUUGGACAAUAAAUGGGCCAAACAUCAACAGACCGUUAGAUCAGUCGAGUUGGAUAUUGAGAGUGGUGCAGCAGCUAGAGACUGGAAUGCUUUGCAAGCAAGCGAAAAAUUGAAGCCUGUCGAAGUUGAAUUGAAAAGAAUCGAAAGUAUAACAGAAGAGAUUGUUGAAGAAUUGCGUUACUUGAAAGCAAGAGAAGAAAGAAUGAGAGACACCAAUGAAUCGACAAAUUCUAGAGUCAAAUGGUUUUCUAUUAUUGUCAUUGCAUCUUUGGUCGGCUUUGGUGUUUGGCAAAUACAAUACUUGAGACACUAUUUCAAAGUCAAACAUAUUAUUUAA
This is a messenger RNA of Candida dubliniensis CD36, 648 nucleotides long. RefSeq names its product Erv25p (gene ERV25). Gene Ontology annotation, biological process: intracellular protein transport; Golgi organization; endoplasmic reticulum to Golgi vesicle-mediated transport. The transcript has a single exon. Lineage: Eukaryota; Fungi; Ascomycota; Pichiomycetes; Serinales; Debaryomycetaceae. The record is from RefSeq and is a predicted model, not a curated record. Gene Ontology annotation, cellular component: endoplasmic reticulum-Golgi intermediate compartment; endoplasmic reticulum; COPII-coated ER to Golgi transport vesicle. Bases 1 to 648 code for a protein of 215 amino acids.